Molecule: messenger RNA, 1342 nt
Organism: Triplophysa dalaica
Lineage: Eukaryota; Metazoa; Chordata; Actinopteri; Cypriniformes; Nemacheilidae
Gene: emb
Product: embigin
Exons: 8
Coding region: 101-1054 (317 amino acids)
Biological process (GO): homophilic cell-cell adhesion; axon guidance; dendrite self-avoidance
Cellular component (GO): plasma membrane; axon
Molecular function (GO): cell-cell adhesion mediator activity
Source: RefSeq, a predicted model, not a curated record
CGAACGCUAGCCCCACCGAGUCACCAUGACUGCAGUAAAGAGAGACGGUUGGCUGAGGGGAGGGGAACCGGUGUCUGUUGGGACUGGCUUCUGAAGAAAAAUGCCUCGCCUCACACGCACACAGCAGAGCUGCUGGGACGCACCGCUCUUCUCCAUGGCUAAUAUUACACACAUCAUCUUACUUCUCCUCUACUGUGACACGAUACAUUCAGAGACAACCUCCCCGUCAGAAUUGAAUCCUUUAAUAACAAUUGGGAAAGAUUUGUCCGGAGGUCAAAGUCUUGUCAAAGUCAUUGAAGAACCUCCAGUCCUGUCACCCCAAACCAUUGAACUUUUAUGUAACUUGAGUGAUAUACCAAAUAACCCCCCGACCGUCACUGGUUACUGGACAAAAGAUGGACAAGAAAUUGAAAACUCAAAGGAAACUGUAAAUAGAAACAAUGAUCAGUAUAUCUUCAAAAAGACCAUACAGGCCGCAGAUGUGGGAAAUUAUUCAUGCGUCUUCAGAGAAAAUGAUGCACAAGUCACAUUUGUUUUUGAUGUUCCGGUAAUGAAAGACAAGCGAGACAAACCUAUAGUGAGCUACAUUGGAGAUACAGUUGUGCUCAAGUGCACACUUAAACAUACACCGAAGACCUGGAACUGGUACAAGGUGAAUAACACUGAAAAGGAUCUUAUAAACGUCACCGCCAGCCCUUUGAAGUACAAUAUCAUUAUUCAGCAAAACGUCACCAAACUGUCUGUACUGAAUUUGAUUGAGGCAGAUGCUGGGAUGUUCAUAUGCAGUGCUGAGUUUGAUAACAAACCCAUCGAGUCUUAUCUGGAGCUGAGGGUCUUGUCUUUCCUUGAGCCUCUCAAACCCUUUCUGGUCAUCGUGGCGGAGGUCAUUGUCCUGGUCACUCUGAUUCUGGUUUGGGAAAAAUGCGAACCAGGUCAAGACCACAACACUGCAACGACAGAGAAUGUUGAGUAUACCGAGCAGACCAGUAAACUGACUCAUAGCGACAGUAAUGGGAUGGAGACCACAACAAGACAAAGAAAAACGGAACAAUGAGAUUUUCAAGAAUCGGGAUGAAUGUUCUUUUACUUUUAGCUUUACUUGUGGCUUACCAGCAUAAGCAAUAAGGCAAUUAUUUGUCAAAGCAGUAUUUAUUCACAUCUUGAAUAGAUAAUAUCACAAGAUAAAGAGUAUAAGACAUGUCUAUCCCACUGUACUGUUGCAAGCAGUUUAAAGUUGACAACCAAAAUGAAAAACUAAAUGUAAAUGUCUGUGUAUUCUGCGUAGUGAUGUGUAUUCUGUUUAUUGGACAUCGAGUAAAUAAUAAACUAAUUAUGGGAUUUA